GCCAACAAAAUCCAUCUCUGAGGCUCUGUCGCCUGAGUUUACAAGCUGAGGGCUGAGGCGUACAAAAUAGGCAGUAAAAUUUGGCCUUUUAUAAAUUGUACAGUGGACAACAUUUUGCAGUGAUUAUAUGACCAACCACAUAGGACUGCAUAAUUACUUAGAAUGAGUCGCAUCCAUAUGUCAUCCGCUUAGAAGAUUGGAAGAAUGAGGCACUAAUGUUGGCGAGGAGCCCAGCAAAGGAUCAACUGGCUACGGUGGACCGGUGGGGCACGUGGGGCGGCGGGAAGGAUGAAAGCGCAGGACAAUGUUAUUCUUAUGACAGCGAAGGAUCAACUGGCUGCGGUGGACCGGUGGGGCGCGUGGGGCAGUGGAAAAGAAUGAGGCCUUUUUGGUUUACAACCACAUGGACGGACGUUCGACUAAUAGGAAGUGGCAAAGAUGGCAGGAAUAGACCCCUUAUCCUGUACACUUGUGACACAGUGUGUGAAUUUUCAUGGCCAUCAACUUCUGAAGCAGCUUACUUCUUCACAUCCCAAAGAUUUUGAAACCUUGAAUCUGAAGGAAGUUGACUACAAAGUAUAUAAAGCAAGAAUUCCUGAAAUAAGUAAGCAACCAAGUGUGACAAGAAAUGAACUAAUUAAUUUCAUCAGUGAUAAGUGCCCAAGAUUGUUUGUACCUCGAGAAACUGAAUCUAUUAAUGGUGGUGAUGAUGAUUAUGGAAUCAGAGAUAGAUCAAACAAUCUUCCUCCUCUGGAAUACUUCAUGAGAGUUAUGAGUCACCUGAAAAGAGAUAUGUUCUUUAAGACAGUGCAGCGUGGAGAUGUUCUUUAUGUGCGUGUAACGACCCAUGUCCAUGAUCUGCUAUGUACAGUGAAGGUGCAGGCAGCUGUUGGCACCACUGUGAGGGAUUUGUUUGAUACUGACAUUAAGGCUCAUCUCCGUCUUGAGGACACUGAUCCAGAACCAGCGGAUAGAGAUGACCUUGGACGAUGGAUGUUGAGGACAAGGUUGUGUGUAGAGGUACUGGAGGUGGAUGCUAGUGAUAAUUACCUACUAGUGGGCACCAAAGGGGUUGCCAUUCAUUCACAUCUCAAGGAUAAGGUGAAGCUGGGCAAGGCCACCCUCAGCAACCGUCCACCUAUAUUGAGUGAAAUGGAAAACCGAAGCAUUAAGUCUUACUCUCAAGCACUGGAGAAGCUGGUGACUUUCAACAACCCUCGCAGCAUAAGACAUUUAGCAGGAAAAUUCAACCUCAACCUGUAUUCACAUACUUCACUGAUGGGCUCAUUAAAACACAAGUUUUCGGAGCGUGAAAUGUACAAGUCGGUAAGGAAGGCGCAGAUGUCACGUUGGGCCCACAAGUCAGUUGCUGAUGGGGUAGUGUUCUUCAAACGUGGUCAGCAUGAAGAAGCCUUCCAGUGUCUCAACAAGGCUCUACAAAUUGAUACAGAAAAUGUGGAAGCAUUUGUUGCUAAAGGAGCUUUACUGGCAAACUUUGGGAGCUUGGAAAAAGCUGUUGAAAAUUUUGAGGAAGCUCUAAAGUACAACCCAACACACAACAAUGCUCAGAAGUAUAUUUGUGAAACACUGGUGGAAUUAGGCAAACAACUUGAAGAGGAGAACAAAAUUGAAGAAGCAGAGAAGAAAUUCAAGAAAUGCUUAUCCAUCAAUCCUAAUCAUGCAGCAGGGAAGGAAGCUCUAAGGAAAAUUACUCAGAAAAGUGAAGACCGCUCAGAAAUUGUUCAAGAUGUUCUUCAAGAUCUCAUGGAUAUUGAAGAAGAAUUCAAUAGCAGAAAACGCCAUCGGACAUCAUCUACAUCCAAAAGCAGUCCAGUGGCAAAGAGGGAAGCACAUGGAUCAGAUAUCAAAGAGCCUGCUCCAGCCCCAGAGCCAUCAACUCAAUCCAGGUCACGCAGCAAGUCUCUUUCUCCUUUGUCAAAAAAGAUGCAAAUGCAGGAAGGAAAGUGGCUACCUCCAACCACCAUCAACACCACAUCAUCUUUUAUGCCUCCCAAUUUGGCUGUUCCUCCUCCCAGUAUUGAUUUAGCUGUUCCUCCUCCAACUGUUGAUGCAAGCUACAAUUACCCUCCGCCUGGAUGGCCUCCCACCACCAUGGUAACUGCUCCACCACCUGGGACAACUAUGUAUCCACCACCAACAGCUUACACAAUGCUACCUCAAGGACCAGCUGUUUCAAGUUCAACUUACAGUAGUCGAGAGGAUGAAGAAUACAAAGCUCGUGUUGAUCAGUUUCUCAAAAACUUGGAGGAAGAUAGAUCUGUUGAAAAAAAGGAUCGUUCUAAGAAGAAACAUAGCCGAGGGAGAGAAUCCAGAAGUCGAAAAAAAUACAAAGAUUCACAUAAAAAGAGGAAUCACUCCAGCAGUGUUAGUAGAAGCAGCAGUUACAGUAGCAGGAGUAGCAGCUCCAGCAGCAGCAACAGCAGCAGCAGCAGUACUAGUAGCAGUAGCAGUCAUGGCUCUAAUGGAAGUCCAGUGGAUACUAAGAAAAAGAAGCAUAGAAAGCAUAAGAAGCAAAAGAAACCAAAUAAGAAGGAGAAAAAAAAGCCUGAAAAGCACAUAAAAAAAGAUACUGUGAAAGAAAAACCCAAAAGUAAUGUACCACCUGCCUCAUCAGUAGAUGAUGAUCCUAUCCCAGGUCUGGAAAGUUUAAAUGAAAAGCUUACAGCUUAUUACAAGAAAGUAGAAGAGAGUCAAAGGGAACAGCCUGUUAGAGAGAAAAAGUCAAAAGAGAAGGAAGCUCUAGCAAAAGAAAGAGAGAAGACAUCAAAAGUAAAAAAGGAUCAAGUUAAAGAAAGAACAUCUGAUAAUUCUGACACUAUAACUCAAAUGAUGAAUGUGAUGAAGAGCUAUGAACAAGGUUUCCGCCUGACAUCCAAGACCAAAGUAGGAACAAGCUCAGCUCUCCCUAGUAAAGGAAUUCAUCCGGCAUUCCAAGAUAGUGAUGAAGAUGACAUACUUGACCAACCAGCUUCAAAUAUUGUGAACAAAAAACAGCAAGCAGAGGAUGAGAAGGAUACUACUCGAGGUCCUGAAGUUACCAGAAAUGCAGUCUUAAAUCAAGUGGAUAGCACUAUCAUAAAGAAAGGUUCACAAAGUUCAGCUUCUCAGGAUUUAGUUUCAAAACAUCACUCUAGGUCUUGUUCCAGAACUCGUUCAAAAUCAUGCUCAAGAAGUCUCUCAAAAUCACACUCCAGAAGUCCCUCUAGAUCAAGCUUCAGGAGGCAUUCAAAGUCACAGUCAAGGAAUCGGUUUCAGAGUUACUCAAGGUCACAUUCUCGUGAACGAUCAAGAUCACCUUUCAGACACCGUUCCAGGUCUCGUUCUAGAAGUCAGUCUCGAUCAUAUUACAAGACUAAAUAUAAGGGUGGUCGACCACAUCCCAGAGGAAGGAUUCAUUCUUACCCGAGGUCAAGAAGCAGAGACAUGGAUAGGGAUGGUCACUAUCAUGAGGGGUUUAAAUGGCAUAAACCAUAUCACAUCAAUUCAAGGUCUCCGCGCCACCACUCUAAUAGGUUUCGAGGACGUGGAAGAUUUGGAGGUAGGAGGGGUGGUGCUCCUUUUAGAGGUAAUAGUAGGGGACACCAGGAAAAAAAAGGCCAUUACAGGGGGCGAGAUUCACCAGAACCACUCAGUGAACAGGAACGAGAGAUGAUGAUACAGACAGCAAGAAAAAAGCUUGAAGAAAGUAUCAAGUAUGGAGCUGUUGAUCCUAGCAUUUGGGAAUCUAAUUCUGAUAACUUGUCAUACCCCAAAACAUCCAGUAAAGUUGAUUCUUCUAGCCAAAGAAGUCCUAAACCAGAAUCCUCUCAUCCUAAAACACCCAAUAGGUGGGAAUCUAGACACAAAACUCCCAGCAGAUGGGAAUCAUCUCGUCCCAAAACUCCCAGCAGAUGGGAAUCAUCUCGUCCCAAAACUCCCAGCAGAUGGGAAUCGUCUCGCCCCAAAACUCCAAGCAGAUGGGAGUCAUCUCGUCCCAAAACUCCCAGCAGAUGGGAAUCAUCUCGUCCCAAAACUCCCAGCAGAUGGGAAUCAUCUCGUCCCAAAACUCCCAGCAGAUGGGAAUCAUCUCGUCCCAAAACUCCCAGCAGAUGGGAAUCAUCUUGCCCUAAAACUCCCAGCAGAUGGGAAUCAUCUCGCCCAAAAACACCCACCCAGUCUUACCAACCAAAAACUCCUAGCAGAUGGGAAUCAUCUCGUCCUAAAACGCCGAGCAAAUGCAAAUUUUCCCAACCUAAAACACCAAAUAAAUUGGAUUCUUCCCGACCCAAAACACCAAGUAAGUGGGACACAUCUCAUCCCAAAACUCCAAGCCAUGAGGCUUCCAAAGAGAGCAAAGAUGAGAGCUGUAAUGACAGUAAUGACAAUAGUCCUCAUGAUUCAAGUGAAAAUUCCCCUGACAGAACUGCAAGAUUUGGAAAGUGGGAUAAUGAUGAAAAAGGGAAAAAUGGAGAAUCUAAAAUUGGAAACUCACUCACAGAGAUGGAGACCUUUAUUCAAGUUGCAAAACAAAAAAAGCUAGAAGAGAUGAAGGAGAGAAAUAAAGAAUUUUUGAAACCAAAUAUUGACUAAUGUGACAUAGAUACACCUUUCUAAUGUAAGUGCAAUGACAAGUGUGAUGCCUUUUACUUUUAUCAACAAAUUUGUGAAUGUAGUUUUUCAUCUGAAAUAAGAUUAUAAAAUUAGCUUUUUGGGGUAUUCUCAUUGCAGUUUUAUUCUUAGCUACUAUUGUAUGAACACUGUGAUUCAUACUUUUUCUAAGAAUUUAUAUUCUGCUGAGGCAUGGGGAUUUUGAGUUUAGCCCAAGUAAACUUGCCUAUUGGAAGAGGUGAUAGAAAAUACAUUAAGAUCAAAGGUUACAAAUCUAUACUCUUGUAAAUUUGCACUUUCCAGAAAACAAGAGAGAAACAAGUAUUUGAAUUUUUCAUUUGACCUCUAUUUCUAUUCAUUAUUUUGAUUAUUUUUGCUUGCUCAUAUAUUUAGCAACUUGUUUAUGUAUUAAUUUUUUAUCACCAAUAAUUAAUUGCUUAACUCUUAUUUUGUUUAGGUAUUUAAGUAUGUGUUUAUUACUUGUUUUCUGUCAUCUCUCAAAGCAGGAAAAGGCAAGUUAAGAAAAAAUAAAACUAUGAAAAUAGUAUAUGUUGAAAUUUUACAUUUGGAUCUGUGUUUGUUUCAUCAUGUUGAGUAGUAAACUAUUUUGCAAAUGAGAAGUAAAUCAUAUUUGCAUGAUACAAAGUCAUGCCUUCUUGUAAUAUUGAUCAAAGAUUUUGUAAGCUUUGUCAGUAGGAAAGAUGAAACUUAUUGUUUGAAAUUAAUAUAAUGAAUCUACAAAGUUUGUAAAGUGAAUUGAAUGUAUAGAUGAGUGAUGUUUCAGAUACUAGAUUUUAAGCUCCACUGAAGUGGAGGCAGAAGGAUAAGAUUGUGGAUGUUGAAACAUCAAUAUUUGUGGAUGCAGUAGCAGGUUUCCUUUACCUCCAUAUCUUCAUAUCAUGGUUGUGGAUGCAAAUAAUUUUUACACAUAGUAACACAAAGUGUGUUGUAUUGAUGCUGCCAAAAAGAGAGGGAAAGAGUAGAGGAAAGAAAUUAAUAGAAAAUAAUAUACAAUGCCCACUAUUGCAUUAGUUGGGAGCAAACUAAUGCAAUAGUGCAAAUCAGUUCAACCCCCACACCCCCCUCAAACACUGGCCAACCCUAGCUGAAGUACAUAACAUGUCUGGCAUGUGAAAGGAGAUAGAUGAGGGACUGAGGGGGAAGAGGACCCACCAGCCACCUUCCAGCCAAGUGUCUUGCAUGUGAGAGGAGAUAGAUGAGGAACUGAGGGGGAAGAGAACCCACCAGUCACCUUCCAACCAAGUUAGUGGGAGGGUUUGCAAUUUUUUUUUUAUUUUAUUUUUUUUUUAUUAUUUUUUUUUUUCCGCCCCUCACCCCUCUACACGGUUGCCUUUGUGUUCUGCGACCUAGCGGCAAGAUUGUCAAGAAAAAAGACUUCAGCAAAGACAAAUUUCUUGCACAAUAAGAUAGUACAAAGCAGAGAAACCUUCAAAGGAUAUAGCCAAAUUUGUUGGUGUGAGUGCAAGAAAUGUUCAGUGAUGCACCAAACAAUUUUGUGAUAGUGGAGAGGCAGCAACUCCACAGCAUCAAAGUCGAUUGUCCCAGAAAGGCCAAGAAACCUUUAUCCACAUUUUGAAUGUUAUAAGGUGACAAGUGGACCUUACCAAGACAAUCUUGGUGCUGUGGUAUUACCAUCUCACCACCACCAAAAUUUGUUUGCUCCAUCAUUGCAUAAUUCUUUCAUUCACCAACUGGCUAUAUCUUUAGUAGGCUUAUUGUGGGUGAAAUUUCCUCUUUCCUCAAAUCCCAUCUCUUGCCUGUAUUACCACUGGACUACAAAAUACGAAAGCAACAUGGUGAAGAGGGAAAGGAGCAGGAGGGAACAAAAAAAUAAAUCCUCCUAUCAAGUUGGAAGGAAGGUAACUGGUGGUUCUCCUCCAUCAUAUUCCCAGUGUCUUCUAUCACACACCAUACAUAUGUUAUGUACCGUACGUCUGCUAGGGCUUGCUGGUGUUAAGGGGGAUUUAAUUGAUUUGUGCCAUUGCAUUAGUCGGCAGCCUGCUCUAAAACAGAAGUGGAAGAGGGGAGCUGGACUGGGGAAGGACAAAAAGUAAUAGGGAGUAUGAAAAGGAAAUGCUUAUUAUCCCCACAAUCUCUCUCUCUCUCUCUCUCUCUCUCUCUCUCUCUCUCUCUCUCUCUCUCUCUCUCUCUCUCUCUCUCUCUCUCUCUCUCUCUCUCUC
Molecule: messenger RNA, 6809 nt
Organism: Portunus trituberculatus (swimming crab)
Lineage: Eukaryota; Metazoa; Arthropoda; Malacostraca; Decapoda; Portunidae
Product: tetratricopeptide repeat protein 14-like
Exons: 20
Coding region: 439-4590 (1383 amino acids)
Molecular function (GO): protein binding
Source: RefSeq, a predicted model, not a curated record